UUUGGAAUUGGUGCACANAUCGCAAACAAGUUCAGCUCUGUAACUCUGCAGUAUUUUCCUUUUUUCAGGCUUCCCAUCGUUCAAGGCGGCACGUUCUCCUUUCUUACCCCUACUAUAGCUAUUCUCAGUCUCCCUCGGUGGACAUGCCCCUCUGCUUCACCCACAGGCCUAAACAAUUUUACUACCAUCGCAUCAUUCGUCAACAACACCACUGCAUCUCCCAUUGAUUACACCGACAUAUGGAAACCGCGGAUGAGGGAGAUCCAAGGAGCUAUCAUGGUGGCCGCUCUGUUUCAAAUUGUGAUUGGCUUCUCUGGUUUGGUCGGGUUUCUGCUUCGUUUCAUUGGACCGCUGACCAUUGCUCCCACUGUGACGCUGGUUGGACUCUCAUUGUUUCAAGCAGCUGCAUAUUUCUCAGGUAUCCACUGGGGAAUUUCCGCGAUGACCAUGGUAGUUAUUACAAUCUUCUCUCAGUACCUGAAGCAAGUCAAAGUACCUUUGCCUGCUUAUUCAAGACAGAGAGGGAUGCACUUGACCAGAUUUCCCUUGUUUAGAUUAUUUCCGAUCCUGCUCGGAGUGGUUUUCGCCUGGAUUAUUUGUGCUACUGUGACUGCAGCCGGCGGAUUUACUGACAAUAAGAACAGCACACAGUACCGCGCCAGAACAGAUGCAAGAAUAUUUGUGCUGACUGAGGCUGAGUGGUUCAGAUUUCCAUAUCCAGGUCAGUGGGGCAGGCCCACAGUGAGUGCCGCUGGCGUGUUUGGAAUGCUGGCGGGAGUAUUGGCAUCUAUGAUAGAGUCAAUUGGUGACUACUACGCAUGUGCGCGACUGUCGGGAGCUCCGCCGCCUCCAAAACAUGCCAUAAACAGAGGCAUUGGAAUGGAAGGUAUAGGCUGCCUUCUUGCUGGGGCCUGGGGCAGUGGAAAUGGGACUACUUCUUACAGUGAGAACAUAGGAGCAAUUGGAAUCACAAAGGUUGGAAGUCGUCGUGUCGUGCAGUAUGGCGCUGUAAUAAUGAUGUUUCUUGGCAUACUGGGCAAGUUUGGCGCCCUUUUCACCACUAUCCCAGACCCUAUAGUUGGCGGCGUAUUCAUGGUGAUGUUUGGCAUGAUUACUGCUGUUGGUAUUUCCAAUCUUCAGUUUGUUGACCUGAAUUCUUCAAGAAAUCUCUUUAUCCUUGGUUUCUCACUGGUGUUUGGCAUGGCGCUCCCGUAUUGGCUGUCUCAAGAGCAGAACAAGAACGUCAUACAAACAGGUGAGCCCGAGAUUGACCAGAUCAUCACAGUGUUAUUGCGAACCAAUAUGCUGGUCGGUGGAAUCGCGGGCUUUGUACUGGAUAAUACGAUUCCCGGGUCACGUGAGGAACGAGGCAUGGUUGUGUGGAACAGCGAGAUGACGGAAGUUGGCCACAGAGCUCAUGUUUAUGAUCUUCCAUUUGGUUUGAAAAAGUUGAGCUUUUACAAUUUUGCUAAGUAUGUUCCCUUUCUGCCAUAUUAUGGUAACGAAGAAACUCCUGCAGUAGAAUUAAGAGAGGCGAAAAAGAAGCCGAGCGGCUUUUCUGCCACUCUGUGA
Messenger RNA from Orbicella faveolata, 1572 nucleotides. Its product is annotated as solute carrier family 23 member 2-like. Gene Ontology annotation, biological process: transmembrane transport. Gene Ontology annotation, cellular component: membrane. Gene Ontology annotation, molecular function: transmembrane transporter activity. NCBI's taxonomy places the organism in Eukaryota, Metazoa, Cnidaria, Anthozoa, Scleractinia, Merulinidae. The record is from RefSeq and is a predicted model, not a curated record.